This is a messenger RNA of Gaeumannomyces tritici R3-111a-1, 3932 nucleotides long. RefSeq lists its product as hypothetical. Gene Ontology annotation, cellular component: nuclear pore outer ring. Gene Ontology annotation, biological process: protein import into nucleus; mRNA export from nucleus; positive regulation of DNA-templated transcription. Bases 270 to 3626 code for a protein of 1118 amino acids. NCBI's taxonomy places the organism in Eukaryota, Fungi, Ascomycota, Sordariomycetes, Magnaporthales, Magnaporthaceae. The transcript has 2 exons. The record is from RefSeq and is a predicted model, not a curated record. Gene Ontology annotation, molecular function: structural constituent of nuclear pore.
GCGCGAUGUUUGGCGCGUGCGACGUUGGAGCUUGAAAAAAGUCGCGUCGGGGCCAACGCUGGUACUUGGCGGAAGCUGUCGAGAAGCUGCCAAAAAUCACCAGCCAGGCGCAACAACGCCGGGGCAUCAACUACCCAGAGAUACCGCAGAUCCCCGGCCCGCAACGCGUUGAACAAUCGCCGACUGCAUUUUCAAUGCCAUAGAUAACCUCCAUACUAAUCGUCAGCCCCGACCUUCGACUCGAUUCCGGCUUUUCGUCGCCUGCCAACAUGCCCCAAUUCUCCGUCCCGGACGACAGUCCGCCUCCAUCGACUCCAGACCGCACGUCUCGCGGGGGCAUGUUCCGCUUUGAUGACCACCCCUCGACGACCCCGGCGGGACCGCCCCCAUCAUCAGCCGCUAGCUUCACACCUGCCGGCGCCCCCUCGGCUUCGUACCUGGGGAGCUCCAUGAUGCGCGGACUCAGCACCUCCACAAAACCAGUUACUAAGAUUAACUUUGGCAGCCGGGCAUCUGGCGGCUCCAAGCAAAACCUCCUUCCACGCGGCACUCGCUCUCCGUUGGGGCGCUCCAUCAUCGGAUCGAAAGGACGCCAACCAUCCAGGCUCAGCCGACAGGUGGCGCCAGACGACGACGAGGAUGACGAAGACGAGGACGAAGAGGAUGAUGAUCAGGUCGGUGGUAAUGCUCGUUCGGCGCCACGCACAUUUGGGCUGGAAUACAGCGACGAGGAUGAGUCCGAUGGGGAUAGCGAGCCCGAACAGGCAUUUCCCCGCCACCGAACAGCGCGAAGAGACGAGGAACAGGACGAUGAAGAUGAUGGCGAGUACGAGGACGAAGAUGAUGGCCCUGUCUUGGAUAGGACCCGAGACGAUAUCUGGUUGGACCAGGGGUUAUCGCCGGAUCAUGGAGGGGCCGACGACUCGGAUCUAAUGGACCUUAUGACGCCAGCCAUCAAUGAUCGCGUGCGCCGCGAGGCCGAAGACAUAUUCCGAGCAACAACCAUGCAGACGGCAGGGCGCGCCGCCAGGGAACUGAACUUCGCGCCUGUGGCCAAGAGUCUGUACGAGCAGAUGGGCUAUGCCGCCUUGACUGAGCCUCCUGCGCUGGUUCUCGAAACAGACAGCUUGGUCAGCCAGCUGUACACCGAGGGAGUGGGCGCAGAAGACGACGAGGCCAGGUUGGACACCGCUCUGGCUCGCACAUCUAGUCAGCUCGUGUCGCUGUGGCAGGAAUACGUCAACAGUUUACCAAAGGACGACGAGGAGCACGCGGCCGGCAUAGGACCUGGUCCCCACGCGACACCGUUCGAGAACGCGACCUUCCUUGCCCGACUCGCUCUCCAGGUUCACCACACGCGGUAUGCCGAUGCCGACAACGAAUCGCAGUACCUCCCGCUGCCUGAUGUCCUCUUCCAGUGGCUGGGGGACAAUCAUAACCUCUACCCCAACCAGUCGGAGCAGAUCAAGAAGCAUAGUCCAUCUCCAGCAUGCCACACGCUGUUUUGGCAAACCGUAUUCAUGAGUCUCCUCCACGGCCGCGUCGGGGAUGCCUUGUCUCUGCUUCGAGCCGGCGGGUUCGAUCAGGUGAGGAAGGGUAGAGUCCUUGCUUACACUGACCGCGCGCUCUCCAACGUCCUGCGGGCAGUGCACGAGACAUGUGAGGUCCUGGAGGCCUGCCCAGGGAUGAACGGCGAUUGGGACCUCUGGAAUAGCGACUGGACUCUCUUUCGAGUCAGGGCCAGGGGCGCCCUGGACCAGCUCCGCCGCUUCGCCGAGGGCAAGGAAAAGUCGCUGGCCGCUUCCGACUUCUCGGAGACGGGCCGUGGCCGCCAGUCCAUGGCAGGCAUGGCCCGCAAGGCCGAGUCCCAGGUGCCGUGGGACAUUUACGAGAACAUUAACAUCAUUUUCGAUAUAAUGCUGGGCUCCCAGGAGAGAAUAGUGCAGGUUUCUCAAGACUGGUGCGAAGCCACCAUCGCAAUGCUGGGCUGGUGGGAUGAGGGUAGGGACACAACCACCAACGAGUUACGCAUGUCACAGUCGCUUUCUCGGUCGCGCACCUUGGCCCAUGCCGCGUCGCGCAUUGCCAACCCCGAAGACUAUCUUGACCGGCUCGCGCGGUCCUUCCAGACUGCCGUGAACGCCGGGCUUGGUAUCAACUCUAAUAGCCCCCUCGAGGUUGGCAUGGCGUGUGUGUUUGAGGACAACCCUAAGGGACUAGUAGGCAUCCUGCGGUCAUGGUCCCUUCCUGUCGCAUCUGCCGUCGCCGAGAUUGCCACUCUGGGCAAGUGGUUACCGACACACCAGCCGUCGGCCGCGCUCGGUGCGUUCGACCUCGACCUCGACGACCUAGAGGUGUUAGGCCUCGACCCCAGGAGCCCGGACGAGCUUGAUGGCAUCAAGGACACGACACUUGUCCAAUAUGCGCAAGCGCUGGUCAACUUUGACGAGCUCGCCUCAGUAUCAUCCAGGAGUGGAGGCGUCGUCGAUGGAUGGGAGCUUGCCAUCCACAUCCUUGGUCGCAUCGACUCACGCGAGCACUCCGAGGACACGAUUGGGGAGCUCGUCAAGAACCUUCUCGACGAUGUCGACGCCAGCGCUGGGGCGGUCGUGGACAAGGUCUGGAGGCUCUUGAAUGAUCUCGGCAUGAUUGAAUUCGCCGAAGAGACAGCAGAGCACUUCGGAGAUGCUCUCGCGCGAGAGUCUCACAGCUACGGCCAGGCUAUGUGGUACUACUCGCUAUCACACCGGCCGAACAAGGUGCGGGAGGUCAUGAAUCUUCUCAUAUCGCACUCCCUCCUGCAGUCCAUCGCAUUCCCGCCUGACGAGGAGCUGGACGAGCAUCUGAGAAGGCUAUUGCACGACCGCAACGAGACGCUUGCGCAGCUCGCGAGCCAGGAUCUGGAGGCGGCCCAACUGCUCGGCAAAAUGCUGAGCGGAUACGCGACCCUGCGGCGAUUCUACGAUAUUCGCGACGACGAGGACUACAUCCCCAACCCCCACCGUAGGGCGGCGGCGGCCGACGCUCUCGUCUCUGUGAUUGCGGCCUGCGACGACAAUGUCCGUGGAGGGCUCUUUGACCCGACUCGUGACGGUCUCGUUAGCGAGGACUUCCUUCUAGCUCUUCUGGGAGAGGCAACGGCGCUGGUAGACAGUGACGGGAGCAAGCCACGGUCUCAGAGGCAGCCCGUCAUACAACCCGGAGCCAAGGCAGUCAUGACUCUGGAUCAUGUCGACACGCUCCUCAAGGCAGCCGAGGACGCCGUGGCGAUCAAGUCAAGCUCGGUGUACGCAACGUGCAACGAGUUCUUCAAGCUCACGCUCGCGUCGCUACCGGGGCUCAAGGGAUCCGCGCCGACCGACUUGAUGCGGCGGACGGCAGGCGGCGGCGGCAGCACGAGCAGCUCGUACAUCCUGGGCGGCAGCUCCAUGCUGGCCAGCCAGCUGCACCGGAGCGUGUCGUCGGCGUCGCUGGCGGCCAAGGAGGCGGCGGCCAGGCGUGGAUGGGACUGGAGGACAUCGUUCAACGCCUCGACUACGGCGGACGAUGUGCUGCGGAGACUUCGGUUCGGCGUGGCUAGGGACCUCGCCCGGUUGUGGGUGGAGGAAGCUGAUAGGGUGUUCUAGACGUUGUUUGGAGGCCAUAGCUUUAGGUUAGCCAUCAAUCUCGCCGCUAUUUUCUUUCUCUCCAUUUCUCGCUGUUCUAUCCGUCCACACAUUUUAUCUCGCAGGACGGUGCUGGGAGUAUGUAGCUAGUACCCCCCGAAGAGGAAUUGUUUUUGUAUUAUGUUGCGUGGAACAAGUCGUUGUGGUUCCGGCGUUGAGGAGGCACGGUGGACUUGAUAUUACCAGAGAAGAUGAUUGAAGGCGGUAUCUGCGCGUACGAGCUAAAGACGACGUCAAAAUACUAGCAGUGACCCGACUAGGCUUCCC